Molecule: messenger RNA, 1341 nt
Organism: Dovyalis caffra
Lineage: Eukaryota; Viridiplantae; Streptophyta; Magnoliopsida; Malpighiales; Salicaceae
Source: the annotation of a GenBank genome assembly
AUGCACAAGGAAUUGGCAGCUUAUGGUAGUUUCCAUGGAAUGGCAACAGGAUCAAAAUAUUUUGGUGAGCCAGUCAUUUGGGGUGCUCUAGCUGGGACUAUGUGUCGCUUCGACGAUGGAAAUAGUGACACAAAAUCACUGUCGCGAUCGUCUACUGAAAGAUUGUUUUCGAGUUCGGAAUCGAGUUCUUCUGCAGAAGAUCAGGUUGCAGGUAACAAUUUGAUUGGUGACAUCCCUGGAUUUUGUAAACAGGAUGUUGUCAAACAAAAUCACGAAAGUUGUUUUAUGUCAGGAUUGAAUUCUAUCAACUCUCCUGAAAGUUCAAUAUCUGAUCAUACUGUCCAAGAAAGCUCCAUUAGUCCUGUGAAUUUCUUGGAAUCGUUUCCAACACUAAACCAAGCUCGAGUAUCUGAACCUCCUUCUCCAUCUUCCUUAUCAAACACAUCAAAAUUCCCAAACUUAACCUUGUUUUUGCAAGAACCAGCAGCCUCCUUGUUAGGUCCAUCCAAACAAGUUGUCAAUCAACUUGGCAAGGAUCAAAGAUGUGAACCUAUGCCAUUGUUUCCAAACACUUCGUUCUUCACGCCUCAACCUGGCCAAAUUCAUUGCCAACCGAGUAAUGAAUGGCUCAAAAUCAAUCAAAAUUUGGCAAACUAUUCCACCAAAGGAUUUAAUGACUACUGGCUUAGCACUACGAAGACACAGCCGAUGAAAUACACCGGCCGAAGAUUGCAGAACCUGCAGCAUCAGAAGCCUUCUUUUUCUUCAGCAUCAACGUCGCCGGGGAAGCUCUUCAGAGGAGUGAGGCAAAGGCACUGGGGCAAAUGGGUUGCAGAGAUUAGGUUACCGCGAAACCGGACGAGGGUUUGGUUAGGGACAUUCGACACAGCAGAAGAAGCUGCUAUUGCUUAUGACACAGCAGCUUACAUGUUACGAGGAGAUUACGCGCAUUUGAAUUUCCCAGAUCUUAAGCACCAACUUAAGGCCAAUUCAUUGAACCGGACCACAGCUGCCCUUCUUGAAGCAAAGUUACAAGCAAUAUCACAAGCCAAUAACAUUUCUGGUCAAAAGAAGCACAGUAACGAUCCACUACCAACAUCACCAAAUAAGAUUGUACACGACAUGAAUGCAACAAAACUCAAAGGUUUGAGCCAAAACACCACAAGAAAAGAGUGGCAGUUUGAGUUGGAAAGCAAAAUUGGAUGUCAUGAAGUGAUUCAUGAUCAGACCAAGAAAGGUCAAGAGGCUGUAGCAUCUGAUGUUGAUGCUGUUCAGUUAAGUAGAAUGCCUUCCUUGGACAUGGACAUGAUCUGGGAUGCCCUUUUAGUCUCUGAUUCAUAA